This is a messenger RNA of Acanthosepion pharaonis, 537 nucleotides long. NCBI's taxonomy places the organism in Eukaryota, Metazoa, Mollusca, Cephalopoda, Sepiida, Sepiidae. The record is from the annotation of a GenBank genome assembly.
AUGUGCAACAAAUCGACGGAUGAAGAACGCACGCUGAGCCUAUUGCCGGACAAGCUCAAGGCUGAAAUCGCAAUUCACGUGCAUUUAGACACUUUGAAGCGAGUGGAGAUUUUCCAAAACACCGAGGCCGGUUUUUUGUGCGAACUGGUUCUUCGGUUACGACCAGUCCUCUUCUCUCCAGGCGACUAUAUUUGUCGAAAAGAUCUGCAUCGUUCUUUAUCAAACUUAAUAUCUAUCUAUCUAUCUAUCUAUCUAUCUAUCUAUAAUUUAUUUUAUUCUAUCUAUCUAUCUAUCUAUCUAUCUAUCUAUCUAUCUAUCUAUCUAUCUAUCCACGUUUUCCUAUGUCUAUCUCUCUCUCUUUCUCUCUCUACAUAUAUAUAUAUAUAUAUAUAUACAAACAAGUCUUAUCUAUCUAUCUAUCUAUCUAUCUAUCUAUCUAUCUAUACAAGUUUUCCAGUCUCUCUCUCUCUGUAUAUAUAUACAUAUAUACACAAGUCUUAUCUAUCCAUCUAUCUACACAAGUUUUUCUAUAUCUAA